Molecule: messenger RNA, 1857 nt
Organism: Monomorium pharaonis (pharaoh ant)
Lineage: Eukaryota; Metazoa; Arthropoda; Insecta; Hymenoptera; Formicidae
Gene: Nle
Product: notchless protein homolog 1
Exons: 6
Coding region: 373-1821 (482 amino acids)
Biological process (GO): ribosomal large subunit assembly; Notch signaling pathway
Cellular component (GO): nucleolus
Molecular function (GO): protein binding
Source: RefSeq, a predicted model, not a curated record
GGAAAACAAUAAGGUAUUUGAUCUUUGAAAUAUUUGAAGAAUUGAAUUUGCCAUUGACAUUAGGUAGAGACUUCGUGGGAGUAGUUGUAUUUAAAAAAUGGGUGUAGAAAACAGAUGCAAGCUAAGCGAAAAAAUUUGAGGAGUGGUUUUGGUUGAGCAACAGGAUUAAACUUAUUUUCAAAUGUGAGCAAUGCAAUGCACAGCCGGAUCAGCGCUGCUGCCAUCUGACUUUAGCAAGCACGUGCAAGCGAGUACUGUGUACGCGUACACGUGUGGCAUUUAUAUAUACAGGACGCUGACAAGUUAUGCUCUUGGAGAAAGAAUAAUUUUUUCAAGUAUAUAUACCUUUUUUUAGUUUAGUGAUCUUACAAGAUGAGUAAAAGAAAACUCGACAAUGAGACCGACGCCGCUCCGGCGGAGGAUGCCGAGGUCAAGAGAGUUCUGUCUCGCUUCAAAUCGGACACUGGUGAGGUUCUACCUGGUGGCCUGUUGGACUUGCCACUUGAUGUCACGGUAGACAAAUUGCAGGCAAUCUGCAAUGCUCUGCUGCAGCAAGAGGAACCGUUGCCCUUGGCAUUUUACGUGAAUAACGUAGAAGUCACAGAUGUACUGAGCAAAUACAUUGGCAAGGAUUUCAGUAUCAGCGAGGAUGUUGUGGAGAUUGUGUAUCAGCCGCAGGCGGUAUUCAAAGUCAGAGCUGUCACGAGAUGCACUGGCUCCUUGGAAGGCCACAAGGAAGCCGUUAUAUCUGUUGCGUUUUCACCAAAUGGCAAACAUCUAGCCAGUGGUUCUGGCGACACGACGGUCAGAUUGUGGGAUAUUUACACGCAAACGCCACAUUACACAUGCGAAGGACACAGACACUGGGUCUUGUGCAUUUCUUGGUCACCCUGUGGCACCAAGCUAGCUUCUGCAUGUAAAAAUGGACUGAUUUACUUGUGGGAUCCUGAAACUGGCAAACAAAUGGGAAAAGCCAUGACAGGACACAAAAUGUGGGUGACAUCAUUGUGCUGGGAACCUUAUCACAAGAAUCCAGAAUGCUUACAGUUAGCGAGUUCGUCCAAAGAUUGCGACAUACGAAUUUGGGACACAAAGAGAGCACAAACCUGUCGGGUUUUGUCUGGUCAUACGAGAAGCGUGACUUGCAUCAAGUGGGGUGGGAACGGUCUUAUUUAUUCUGCCUCUCAAGACAGGACUAUCAAAGUGUGGAGGGCAGAGGACGGUGUAUUGUGUAGAACCCUGGAGGGCCAUGCUCACUGGGUAAACACUUUAGCUCUAAAUGUCGAUUACGCGCUCAGGACUGGCCCUUUUCAAUUGGGAUCGACUGAAAGUAAAACAGACAGUCCGUUAGAAUAUGCAAGGAAACAAUAUGAAUCUGUAGGUGAAGAGAGACUUGUGUCUGGAUCUGACGACUUUACGUUGUUUCUGUGGAAACCAGAAAAAGAGAAGAAACCUAUUGCAAGGAUGACAGGUCACCAGCAGCUUAUCAACGAUGUUAAAUUCUCGCCGGAUGGUCGUAUAAUUGCAUCCGCAUCCUUCGACAAGUCUAUUAAAUUGUGGGACUCCAACACUGGAACGUACAUCACUUCGUUAAGAGGUCAUGUUCAAGCGGUAUAUUCGAUAGCAUGGAGCGCAGAUUCUCGUCUACUAGUCAGUGGUAGUGCUGAUUCAACUUUAAAGGUGUGGAGCGUCAAAACUAAAAAAUUGAGUCAGGAUUUACCCGGUCACGCUGAUGAAGUUUAUGCGGUCGACUGGUCACCGGAUGGUCUACGAGUUGCUUCUGGUGGGAAAGAUAAAGUUUUACGACUGUGGCAAAAUUGAAUAUAAUUUAUAAAUAAAUUUAUUUAAAAAGUUAAA